Parastagonospora nodorum SN15 is the source of this 1611-nucleotide messenger RNA. RefSeq lists its product as hypothetical. Lineage: Eukaryota; Fungi; Ascomycota; Dothideomycetes; Pleosporales; Phaeosphaeriaceae. The record is from RefSeq and is a predicted model, not a curated record. Bases 1 to 1611 code for a protein of 536 amino acids. The transcript has 3 exons. Gene Ontology annotation, biological process: pectin catabolic process. Gene Ontology annotation, molecular function: carbohydrate binding; carbon-oxygen lyase activity, acting on polysaccharides.
AUGUUGAUCAAAAGCCCUCUCCUGGCUGUGGCCGCGUUCUCGUCUUCGGCGCUCGCUGCUUUCGGCGCCUCUCAGAGUGGAGACACGAUCACUAUCGAUGCCGGCUCAGCCAACCCGCUCAUCUUCCAGGUUAAUUCCAAGAGCUGCGACGUCAGGUCCAUCAAGUACCGCAGCGAAGAGCUACAAUACCCAUCGACCUUUACGCAUAUCGGUUCUGGCCUAGGCUCUGCGACUGUGAAGUAUGAGAUCAUUAGCAACCAGUAUGUUAAGGUAACUUGUACCACGUCCACCUUGACGCAUUAUAUGGUUGUGAGGAGCGGCGACCCGACCAUCUGGAUGGCUACGUACACUACUGCUGAACCUUCUAUCGGCGAAUUGCGAUUCCUUGCUCGUCUGAACAACAAGAUACUUCCGGACCAGUACCCAUACGACUUGGUAUCGACGACUGGUGGAUCAAGUUCGACCAUUGAGGGUUCGGAUGUUUUCGUGGUCAACGGUCAGACACGAUCGAAGUUCUACAGCAGCGAGCGCUUCAUCGAUGACACCAGGGUAUGGUCCUUCUCUUUCAAUCUGACCUGGGCUAAUAAAAUUCAUGCAUGCAUGCUCAUGAACUCGUACUCCUACGAAGGCUCGUCAGGUGGUCCCUUCUUCCGUGACAUCAACACCAACAACAAUGGAGACUACACAUCACUUACCUUCUACAUGAACUCCGGGCAUGUUCAGACUGAGAAGUUUCGCAUGGGCCUUCACGGCCCCUAUGGCCUGGCAUUCACACGCUCCGGUAUCCCAGAAGGUGGCAACAAAUUGGACACGACCUUUUUCAAAGACCUCGGCAUAACCGGCUAUGUCGCUCCCUCAGCUCGCGGUACAGUCACCGGAACAGCGACCGGCAUUGGGUCCAAUUUCCAAAAGGUUCUCCACUGGUACAAUGACGCAGCCCAAUACUGGGCGUAUGCUGACAGCGCUGGAAACUUCGCUUCGCCUGCUAUGAAGCCUGGAACGUACACACAGGUCCUCUACCGAGGCGAAUUCAAAGUCAAAGCCUCCAGCGUCACUGUCAGUGCAGGAAAGGCAACAACCGCCAACAUCGCCGCCGACACCGAGACCAAGACAUCAAUCUGGAGAAUUGGCGAAUGGGAUGGCCAGCCGACAGGCUUCAGGAACGCAGAUAAGCAACUUCGCAUGCAUCCCACUGAUUCGCGCAUGGCAUCCUGGGGUCCCCUUACGUACACCGUCGGUUCCAGCACACUCAACGACGUGCCCAUGGCGAUCGUCAAGGACAACAACCCACUCACAAUCAAGUUUACUGGCACGCAUACUGCGGCUGCUACCUUGCGUGUUGGUACCACGCUAGCGUUUGCGGGAUGUCGGCCGGCAGUGGUGGUAAAUGGAUACAGCCCUGCUAAUCCGGCUGCGCCAAGCAAGAUUGAUUCUCGAGGGUUGACCCGUGGCGCCUACAGGGGCUUUGGCGAAGUUUACAAUUAUGACAUCCCAGCGGGUAAGCUUGUCAGCGGAAGUAAUUCCAUCACCAUUAGCUGUCUUAGUGGUUCGUCUGGUGGGGGCUUCUUGGCUCCCAAUGUCAUCUUGGAUGCAAUAGAGCUGUUCAAGUAG